Molecule: messenger RNA, 552 nt
Organism: Staurois parvus
Lineage: Eukaryota; Metazoa; Chordata; Amphibia; Anura; Ranidae
Source: the annotation of a GenBank genome assembly
AUGGACCACAAUCAUCACGCAAUGACCACGUCUGAUCCUCAUGCAGGUCACCAUCCUGCAACCACAGCUGGACAUGACCAUAAUGCAGGGACUGGCAUGCAUAUGAUGCAUAUGACCUUUUACUUUGGAUAUGAAAACGUAGAACUUCUGUUCUCCGGAUUGGUGAUUAAUUCAGCAGGAGAAAUGGCUGGAGCUUUUGUGGCAGUAUUUCUGAUGGCCAUAUUGUAUGAGGGGCUUAAGAUUGCUCGAGAGGCCUUGCUCAGGAGGUCACAAGUCAGUAUCCGUUAUAACUCCAUGCCAGUGCCAGGACCCAAUGGGACAACCCUGAUGGAGACUCACAAAACUGUCGGACAGCAGAUGCUAAGCAUGCCUCACUUCUUCCAGACUUUCCUCCACAUCAUCCAGGUGGUGGUCAGCUACUUCCUCAUGUUAAUAUUCAUGACUUACAAUGCCUACCUGUGCAUCGCAGUGGCAGCCGGAGCUGGAACUGGCUACUUCCUUUUCAGCUGGAAGAAGGCUGUGGUGGUCGACAUAACUGAGCAUUGCCAUUAA